UUUCCAGUUGAAUCUCCGCCUUCUAUUGUCCACCUUCUUCAUCGGCGGAGCCGAUCGCCGCCGUCCCAUCAAACAGCAAUCGUCAUCCACAAUCUCUCUCUUCUUUCUCUCUCUUAGCCAGUUCCCACGUGGCGCGAAUCCACCAUUCCUUUUCGAUGACGCUUCAAAUUCUCCUAACGGAACCAUCAAACGAAGCACGAGCCCUCCGCCCUAAUUCCGGUGGGUAGGGAAUGGAAAAUUAGGGUUCCGAUUCCUUUUCCCCCAAACAUUUCUGAUGAAUUUAUUCUCUGCGAAUCGAACAUCCAUUUGUAUUGGGAAUUUGGAUUUUGAUCCAACUUCUCAAAGCCCAACUCCUAUUUCUACACCUGUCCCGUCCAUUUCGGAAUCUGAUUCACUCCUUUUCAUUCCCCCGCAAAUGCCUAUUUAAAUGCGCCAUGCGAAUUCCUAGGAGACAGCUAUCCUUUUGCCUCUCCUUGUUUUCGCUCGAAUUCUCAUACCCUGUAUCCCCUCGACACUUUCUUGGAGUUCCCAAAGGGAUUCAUACACUAAGAUUAAAUCGGUCGUGUGCUAUUGGUGCCAUGGGUGAGAAUCUAGGGGCUGUCAUGAAGGACAAGAGACCGCAUUCUCUGGAUGUCACCCACAGUGAGGAUGUCCAGCAACCAUGCAUAUGGUCAUCAUCAGUAGAAUGCAACAUUGACAUAGGAAAGCAGAUCUUUUGCAAUAGAUCUUUGAAUAUGAAAAAUAUUGUUGCCGUGGGGUUCGACAUGGAUUACACGUUGGCACAAUACAAGCCAGAAACUUUCGAGUCCCUUGCAUAUGAAGGCACAAUAAGAAAGCUGGUUUAUGAUUUGGCGUAUUCCGAAGAGUUGCUGAAUUGGUCAUUUGAUUGGAAAUACAUGGUCAGAGGUUUGGUUCUUGACAAAAGGAGAGGCAACAUAUUGAAGAUGGAUAGGCACAAGUAUGUCAAAGUGGCCUAUCAUGGUUUCAAAGAGUUGUCCAAGGAUGAUAAAGUCGAGACCUACGGAAGUACUCUAGUACGGGAUUCGUUUGAUGAACCCGACUAUGCUCUCAUUGAUACCCUUUUUUCACUAGCUGAAGCUUACUUGUUUGCUCAACUGGUAGACUUUAAGGACAAUAAUCCAGACAAAGUUCCAGAGGAUGUCGAUUAUGCUCGAAUGUAUAAAGAUGUUAGAGCUGCCGUAGAUAUGUGUCACCGCGACGGAACCUUAAAGCAAAUGGUUGCAAAGGAUCCCAAAAGGUUUAUCAAUGUGGAUACCUCAAUUGUACCCAUGCUUAAAAUGCUCAGAGAUUCUGGCCGUUCUACUUUCUUGGUGACAAACAGCUUAUGGGACUACACGAACGUUGUGAUGAACUUUCUUUGUACUUCUUCUGCACCAGAUGGUGAUCAGAAGUGCAAUUUAGAUUGGCUUCAGUAUUUCGAUGUCAUCAUUACUGGCAGUGCUAAACCAGGCUUUUUCCAUGAGGACAACCGUGCUAAUCUAUUUGGGGUCGAACCGAAGUCGGGAAUGCUACUUAAUACUGAUAAUGGCUCGCCUUUGCCUCAGGUGGGAAACACUUCAGAAAUGUCUUCACCGACGAAGGUAGAUAAAUCUUGCAAAGUUUUUCAGGGAGGCAAUGUCAUGCAUCUACAUAAACUUCUUCAAAUUGAAUCAAGUUCACAGGUUCUCUAUGUCGGGGAUCACAUCUAUGGAGAUAUAUUACGAAGCAAAAAGGCUCUCGGAUGGAGGACUAUGCUUGUUGUUCCAGAGCUCGAAAGGGAGGUCGAGCUCUUAUGGGAGUUGAGGAAGACACGCAAGCAACUUCAGCUAUUAAGAAAUGAUCGGGAUGCCAUCGAAGACAAAAUACAUCAUUUGAAGUGGUCUCUCAAGUUUGAAGACGUCGAGGCUGAUGAAAAGGAGAGACUAUCUGCUGAACUACAUCAGUUAGAGAGUGAACAAGAACGAGUGCGGCUGAGUCAUCAAGACGCCCUACGGGACUGUCAUCGACAGUUUCAUGGGGUUUGGGGACAGCUUAUGAAGACUGGAUAUCAAAACUCUAGGUUUGCUCAUCAAGUAGAGAGAUUUGCAUGCCUUUACAGCAGCCAAGUGACCAACUUGAGCCUUUAUUCCCCAGCUAAAUACUACAGGCCAAGUGAAGAUUUUAUGCCCCAUGAAUUUGGUAUCAUCCCUCUAUGAACAUAGUUGAUUGAUUACAUAGUUGUAUUUUCACCAUUUUAAUACAAGUUUAGCUUCGAGCACUUAAAGGCUGCUCCCUAGGUCUACCGUCGUCAACUAUCGAUAACUAUCGAUAAACCUUGACUUCAGUCGAGUAUUAUAAAUGGCUAGUAAGUGGCCGUAUGGCUAGGGUUAAGAUUUGCAAACAAUUUGCAAACACAGGUAAACAUGAAUCAUAACCAUGGUUUUGGAUUCAUGUGAUUUACCUAUGCUCGGGAUGUAUAUCAAUUUCAUACUCACGGUUCUAUGUGCAUCACUUUUAUGCAUAGGACCUACCCGGACUCCUAUUGAUUUAGUACUUUCUGGAUCUUGUCGGUUGAUAUCAAUUUCAUAUGUAAGUAGUAUUAAUUUCAUAUGUAUUGAUCCCACAUGUCAAUGCUGUAUUAUUAUGCGGGACCUUGUGAGUCAU
Molecule: messenger RNA, 2643 nt
Organism: Cucurbita moschata (crookneck pumpkin)
Lineage: Eukaryota; Viridiplantae; Streptophyta; Magnoliopsida; Cucurbitales; Cucurbitaceae
Product: 5'-nucleotidase domain-containing protein 4-like
Exons: 16
Coding region: 435-2195 (586 amino acids)
Molecular function (GO): 5'-nucleotidase activity
Source: RefSeq, a predicted model, not a curated record